ACAAUGUGUCUUUGCAGGUGUGGAGUUGUUUGGUUUUAUGUGUGUGUCGAGUUGUAAAGGGAGUGUUGAAUGUGAUUAUUGUGUGACUGUGAAGCAGUAUAUUGAAGUUCACAGAAAAUGUCGUCGUCUUCUGUAUAUAUACUCGAUGUGAAAGGCAAAGUUCUCAUAUCGAGGAACUAUCGAGGCGACAUAGACCUUGGUGUUAUUGAGAAAUUUAUGCCGUUGCUUAUGGAGAAAGAAGAAGAAGGAAUGCUGACACCAAUACUACAAACAACAGAAUGUACUUUCGCCUAUAUAAAAUAUAACAACUUGUAUAUUGUUUCCACCACUAAGAAGAAUGCUAACAUAGCCCUGGUGUUUGUUUUUCUCCAUAAAAUAGUGCAGGUAAUGAUCGAAUAUUUCAAAGAACUAGAAGAGGAAAGUAUAAGGGACAAUUUUGUUGUAAUAUACGAGUUGCUGGAUGAGCUAAUAGAUUUUGGCUAUCCACAAACUACGGAUAGUAAAAUUCUUCAAGAAUACAUAACACAAGAAGGCCAUAAACUUGAAAUUCAACCUAGGAUUCCUAUGGCUGUCACAAACGCAGUGUCAUGGAGAUCUGAGGGUAUAAAGUACAGGAAGAACGAAGUAUUUUUGGAUGUCAUUGAAUCUGUUAAUUUGCUGGCAAAUGCUAAUGGAAACGUCCUCCGCAGUGAAAUAGUGGGGGCAAUAAAAAUGAGGGUGUACUUAUCUGGGAUGCCAGAGUUGAGACUUGGAUUGAAUGAUAAAGUUCUUUUUGAGAGCACAGGUAGAGGUAAAUCGAAGUCAGUAGAGCUGGAAGAUGUCAAAUUUCACCAGUGUGUUCGUUUAUCCAGGUUUGAGAAUGAUCGUACAAUAUCUUUCAUUCCUCCAGAUGGAGAAUUUGAAUUGAUGUCUUAUCGUUUAAAUACACACGUGAAGCCAUUAAUUUGGAUUGAAUCUGUUAUUGAAAGGCAUGCACACAGUCGGGUAGAAUAUAUGAUUAAAGCAAAGUCACAGUUCAAAAGGAGAUCCACUGCAAAUAAUGUUGAAAUUGUUAUUCCUGUGCCUGCUGAUGCAGAUUCACCAAAAUUCAAGACAACGAUAGGGAGUGUGAAGUAUGCUCCAGAGCAGAAUGCCAUCACCUGGACUGUCAAAUCAUUUCCUGGUGGUAAAGAGUAUCUCAUGCGUGCACAUUUUGGUCUUCCAAGUGUUGAAGGCGAAGAUGUUGAAGGAAAGCCUCCUAUUCAAGUCAAAUUUGAAAUUCCAUAUUUCACAACUUCUGGAAUACAAGUACGUUAUCUUAAGAUAAUUGAAAAGAGUGGUUACCAAGCGCUCCCUUGGGUUAGGUAUAUAACUCAGAAUGGUGAUUACCAACUUCGUACAAACUGAAUUCUUUCAUGUUUAAUUUAUGACAGCUAAGUUUUAUGUGCAGAAAACUGUUGUGUGAAUGGAUAACAUUGUUAUAAUCUGUUAAAACUUUGUAAAUAUUUUUUUGAAAGAUCUAUAUUCCAUAAUGUGAACCUAUAUUCUGGAGAUGAAAUUUAGACAGUGAGAGAAUUUCAUAACUGUUGCGGUACUUGGUGUUUUAUUAAUUUUACGCAAAUCAAUGCACAUGAUCUUGUAAAGAUAUUGCACUUGACCAUUUAACUGAGUGUGCAUUUAGUACUACAUUCCUGGCCACUGAUUGUAAAUUUCUUUUUGAAAAACAUGUUUCUAAUAAACAGUAUUAAAUAUUUAUUUCUUGAUUAAUUGUUCCAUUCUGUAAUUUUUUUUCCAAUGCAGUACUAUGUUGGCACUGCAGUACCUUUAUCUAAAUCUUGUUUAGUUUUUAUCAUCAUGCUUAACAACAUAAUUUUUCGAAGAGAUAGGUUGAAUAUUAGCAAAUUUGCAAGUUUUUAUAUGAUUCUUUAGAUUUAUGAAAAGUGUUGCAUUUAGUGUAACUGCAUGUUUUCGAGAAUGACAUACCCUCAUAUAUCUGCUCAAGGGGUAAGAAUGGUAUUUCUUUGCCUUGCUUGGUUUUAGCAUAGUUGAAGGGUAAAAUGAACUAUGGCUGCCCUCGUCCCACAAGGGAAUUAGUGGGCUUGGUUCCAAUGUUUUUGAACUCCCUAAUUUAGGUGGAAAGACAUUUUACCAGUCUAACAAGAGUGCUUCUUUAAAAGUUUGCUUGUUUUUAAAUUGUUGGCACCAACUAGUUAUUGCUUUUCACUGAUCAUUGUGGGUACAUUAUCCUAUAAAUACUUAACCAUUGUAAAGAAAAGUAACCUUACAAAUUAGUGUUUUCAUAUUAACAGUGUAAUAAGUAAAAAAAAUAGCAGAUCUUACAAUCUCCCUGAAUUGUCCAUGUGUUUAACACUGACUGUCGUACCCGUAGUAUUAAGUUACCUUCAGUGUUGGAAAGAACGCCAUGCCUGUAAUAUUUUGGGAAGAACAUUUUGGUGAGGACUGCUAUGCCCAUAAUAUUACAGGAGUGGCAGCCCUCACUUAAGGUGCCUAAUAUACUAUGGGCAUGGUAUUCUUUCCCGCAGUGAAUGCAAUGUAAUACUACGGGCAUGGCAUUCAAAAGUGUUAAGUAAUGGUGUCGUAUGGGAAAUAAUUUGUUGAUUAUCUUCUUUGACUUGUUACAUUCAUCCAGACUGUCCAUUAAUUUUCAUGCUUAUCUGACAAUGCUUGUGUUUAUUGAUAAUGACAACUGUGAUAUUUUUAACUGUAAGGCAGUAUUUAUUUGUUUGCCACGAACCAUUGUAAUUACAGUAUGAGACAUGUUAAGAAAUACAUUACAAAAAAUGUAAUUGAACAGUGGAAAAUCCAGGCUGGAAUAUAACAAUAUUAUGAAAAGGAUAGUUGCUGUUCACCAUAUAGCAGAGAUGCUGAGUCGCUGAUAGGAACAAAAAAAAUACCGUCAGCAAAUGAGCCGUUGGUCAAUUGAGUGUGCGUUUGUAUGUUGUCUAUGUCCGACGAAGACCUUGUUAACCGAAAGCUUUGCUGACAGUCUCUUUGUUGUGCCUAUCUGUGACUCAGUAUCUCUGCUGUAUGGUGAGUAGCAACUAUCCUAUUCAAAAAUGUAAUUGCAUAUAAAUGUAAAAAGAUUACAUAGAUGUUAAGACAAAUAUAUGUAUAUGUACAACAAAGCACAUGCUACAAUGACAUGGAAAUGAAGUAUCUUCAAAGAAACAAUUGCAGCAUUUGCCUCAGCAGAUAGGGAAAACCACAGAAAAACUUAAUCAAUACGGUUGGUGAGGGAUGUAAAACCUACUCAGAGAAACCACAUUUCACUGCUGUUCUCUCCAAUGUAAAUUACAUUUGAUGUAAUAUCAAUAGCAACAACUUCAAAACCAAUAUCAUAGCUAACAGGGAAAUAGAACUAAUCAAAGCACCACUCAGUGUUAUAUUCGAAGCACUUUUCUUGGUACAGCUGGCAAACAAAAACAACUGCAAUGAGCAUUCUUGUAAGCUAUUAACUUGUUAUGCAUGACUGUCUCCUGUCACAAAGUUAAUGUAGGUAUUCCGUACUGAUGUGUGGACAAACCAGAGUCAUGUGCUGUUUUAUUUAUUUUUGAAGCCAGACAGCACACUGAUAUUCUUUAUGUUGGAUUGAAUCUUGUUGGGGGGGGAAUAUAUUACUGCCUGCACCUACUGGGUCUUUAUCCAUUAAUUUUAAACCUUUACAUUCUAUGUGAUAAUGAGUAUCAUUUAUUUUAUGAAAAGAAUGAUUUCAAAUGUGUACAAUGCUGGGAUAGUUAAUAUCUGGAAAUCUUUAACACCUUUGUACAGGUUCCCGGUAGGACUUGUGAAGUAACACUGUAGAUGGACAGCACCCAGGUCUUGCUCAUGCAGUGAAUUAAACUUCAUAGCUGCAAUUGUGCUUCCUUCCCUCUACAGUGACCACCUAGAAAGCACAAGGAAGGGUCUCUUCCUUGAGCUGCCAUGAAGCUUUUAAAUUCUGACCUAUCUGUACUCAAAUACAGCGGCUUGCACGCUGUUGUGUCCACACUGCUUUUAUCUGUCUGUAAGAGCCAGUAGGGGAAAAAGUUCCAAAAAGAAACACUCUUGUGGUUUCCAAAUUGUAAUGUAGCUUUUUGUAUGCUGAAGUGUUUUAAAACAUACCACACCUAGACAUAUUGUGUGUUAAUGGCAUGUACAAUUCUUUUGUUCCAGAAUAAAAACAAGGUUCAAUAAGA
Messenger RNA from Schistocerca americana (American grasshopper), 4175 nucleotides. RefSeq names its product AP-1 complex subunit mu-1 (gene AP-1mu). The transcript has a single exon. The record is from RefSeq and is a predicted model, not a curated record. Gene Ontology annotation, molecular function: clathrin-cargo adaptor activity. Lineage: Eukaryota; Metazoa; Arthropoda; Insecta; Orthoptera; Acrididae. Gene Ontology annotation, biological process: vesicle-mediated transport; intracellular protein transport. Gene Ontology annotation, cellular component: clathrin adaptor complex; clathrin-coated vesicle. Bases 118 to 1386 code for a protein of 422 amino acids.